Molecule: messenger RNA, 1599 nt
Organism: Letharia columbiana
Lineage: Eukaryota; Fungi; Ascomycota; Lecanoromycetes; Lecanorales; Parmeliaceae
Exons: 1
Coding region: 1-1599 (532 amino acids)
Biological process (GO): circadian regulation of gene expression; entrainment of circadian clock by photoperiod
Cellular component (GO): nucleus; cytoplasm
Molecular function (GO): FAD binding; DNA binding
Source: RefSeq, a predicted model, not a curated record
AUGGUCAAGCACGAAGCCGAAGAGCACCCAGAGCUGCAGCAUCCCUCUACGAAACGCGCCAAGCAGAUCGAUGCGGAUACACCCUUCAACGAGCUUCUCCGACAUCUUGACUCCCAGGAUUCAAUUGACCAUGUGGAGAAUGUCAUCCACUGGUUUAGGAGCAAAGAUUUACGCAUCCACGACAACAAAGCUCUCCACAAUGCUUCCUUGCUGGCCAAGCAGAAAUCGAAGCCCCUCGUCUGCGUUUACGUUUAUUGCGCCGAGGAGUUCCAAUGGCAUGGAACAAGUCCUGCAAGGAGCGACCUCAUCCUCCAGACACUUGGACUGAUGCAAGCAGAGCUGAAAGAACUCCACAUACCCCUCGUCUUCGCGACCGCCGAAGGGCGCAAAGAGAUCGUACCUACCAUUGUCAACUUCCUCAAAAAGAAUGAUGCCUCACAUGUCUUUGCGAAUUUUGAAUACGAGGUGGAUGAGCUUCGAAGAGACAUCAAGGCGUUCAAGGACAUAGGGAACAGUGUCCAGUUCUCGCUAUAUCACGACCAAACCGUUGUGGUACCGGGAGAAGUGAAGACGGGCAGUGGAGGGCCCAUGAAGGUCUUCUCGCCCUAUCAUCGCAUCUGGCUUGGAUUGGUCAAAGAGUCUCCAGAGCUACUCGACACUGUACCCGGUCCCGAAAGGAACGCUUCGAUGCCAGACGUCAAAGGUGCCUCGCAUGAUGUUCCACCAGUACCCGAGAAUAAGCAAUUCGACUCGGAUGAGACAAAGAAAAGAAUUCGAAAACUUUGGCCAGCCGGCCACGCCGCAGGCAUUGACCGUCUAAACCACUUCAUCCACAAGCAAAUCGAAAAUUAUGCGAAAACUCGCAGCGACCCCUCCAAAGACUCCUCCUCUCGCAUGUCCGCUUACUUCUCCUCUGGUACCGUCAGCGUCCGGGAAGCCCUUUCCGCCCUCCGCUCCUACAACAGCAAUAGCGCCGACUUCAGCGAAAAGGGAGCCAGCCCAGGUGUCUAUUCUUGGGUUCGCGAGAUCGUCUUCCGAGAGCUAUACAGACAGAUGAUGGUUGUGAUACCGCACAAUAGUAUGAAUCUGCCGCAGAAUCUCAAAUUCGACUUCGUACAAUGGGAAGACGAUGAAGAUGGGUGGAAGAAAUGGUAUGAGGGCAAGACAGGCGUCCCCUUCAUCGAUGCUGGAAUGCGCCAGCUCAACCACGAAGCCUACAUGCACAACCGUCUCCGCAUGAAUGUCUCGUCCUACCUAUACUGCAACCUCCUGAUCAACUACCGCCGCGGUGAGCGCUACUUUGCCGAAACACUCGUGGAUUGGGAUCUGUGCAACAACACGCAAGGCUGGGAACCGAGCUAUACGGUUUUCAACCCUGUCAGUCAGGCAGAGAAGAACGAUCCCCAUGGUGAUUACAUCAGAAGGUGGGUUCCCGAGUUGAGAGGCGUGGAGGGAAAGGCUGUCUUCUCUCCUCACGAUAGACUACCUAAAGCAGAAUUUGAGAAGUUAGGCUAUCCCAGGCCGCAUGUGGACUGGAAGGAGACGAAGCAGAGAUGUAUGGAGAGGUUCAAGAGCGAUAUGAGAGAUGCUGAGCCAUAG